GUGCGGAACAUGCCGCGGAACCUCGCGCUUGAGCGCAUGGGUCGCUUCGUGGAGGAGCUCAAGCUGGCCUACGAGCCCUUCAGCCCAUCCCUGCGAAGGGUUGAGAAGGCCGAUGCCUUUUCUGAGGGUGACCUCAGCUGGGAGAAGGCCUGGCUGGGCGUCCAUGCCAAGGUUCAGUCGGCUCCCGCCUUUGUCCAAGAGAGUGAGGAGGUCAGCGCCAAUGAGCGUUGCUGCUGGAUCUGUGAGAACUGGGUGGCGCAAGAGGUUUUCUACAUACCAGGCUGGUCUGGUGCAGAGACGAGCCUUGAUGAGGUUGUGAAUGUUUUCGCUUAUUUCAGCGUGGACAACUUCACGAGGCCUACAAGGCUGAGCAAGACCACCCAGCGGUAUCACUCGCGGGACUUCGACGUCACCAGCUCACCGAGCCCAGUGGGCAACAAGCACGUGCAGAUGGCUCUUGAAGCGAUGCCGGAAGAUGGACAACUUGGGCGCCAGCCAUUCGUCGUGGAUGGCAACGUCGUGUGUUUCGCUGGCGCGCGCAUGCUGCCUCCCAGCUACGAGCGCAUCCAGGUGAUCUUCCAGGUGAAUGAGGCGUUUGUCUCGGCCGACCACCUUGCCAAAAUGCCACUGCUGACUGCCGUGCCCUUGUCUUUGCACAGUGACGGCCGCACCAGCGCAAAUGAUCCCUUGCCUGCGAUUCCGACGUUGUUGGACCACCCUGCCGUGGACGUGGCGGAGGUGAACAUCAUCGAUGUUGAGACCCAAGCUCGAGCGCUUUUCGAGCAGGGUGACAUGGAUGCGCUGUUCCUGAGCGAGGACGUGAGGCUACAUGCAGCACCGGUACCUCCCCGGACGUUGCAGCUGCAGAGCCACAAAAAGUCUGCAUGGACCUUCAAGAAAUCUGUCUUCAAGGACUAUCGCCGCGAUUCUGAUGACAUUGCCAGGGCCUGUUUCGAGCAUGACUACGCGUUGACCAGGCUGGAGAGAUAUUGGAAGAAGCAGUUGAAAGGGGAAGACCGCAGGGCGGACGUCAGCUCAGUUCAGGCCUUGCUGUCCUCGGCUUACCACGGCAUCAUCGCUGCCUACAAUACUGCGUCCAUCUUGGACUGCACAUCAAGCCGGCAAAGCUGCAGCCUUUCGCUGGCGGCCUUUUCUCGGCUGCUGAUCUCUCGGCCAUCCCAAGAGAGGCCUGCAGUGGAAGCAUCGCCACCUGGGUCGCGAAGGCACAUGACGUUGUCUGAUGGAGCGGCCGUGGUGAGAACUCGAAGCAAGCAGGCAUCUGGAGAAAUUCUCAAGCUGCGAAACUCUAUGAUGGCAAGUCUGGAUGACUCCCACCCGGUCAACAGAGGACUUCCCUUCGCCAAAGCCGAUGCCCUGUACACCGCAGUGCUGGUUGACCUUGACCACCUGGACCUCAGGACUCUGUCGGGGAUGCCGUCUGAUGGCCUGGCGCGAUUCCAGUUCUUAGAGGUGCUGGUUUGCUGCGCCAUUGCUUGUGCUCAUGGCCGGCCGCCUUCGCAAGCGAUUAGCAGCUUCCUGUCGUCCCUUGACCUUGGCAAGCAGGAGCUGGGUGCGAGGCGAGCUUUGCAUGAGUCGCUCUUCACCGAAGACUGCUGCCAAGUCUUGCGGCGAAGCAUGAAGCCUCUGCAAGAGGUAUACCAGAUCUAUCAGAAGCGAUUUCGCUUCAAGGCUGGUGUCGAGGCCGGCAUGAUGUCUUACAGCGCCUGGCUUCAGUUCCUGGAAGACUGCAAGAUACCUUGCCUCGAUACGGAAGACUAUCCCACAGCUUUUGCGCUUGGGAAGGAGCUCUGUGUGGAGCAGCAUGCAAGCCUGAGACACAUGGCGUUGAGCUGGUCGGAGUUACUCGUCGCGGUGGCUGCCGCAGUGCAGCUUUCGAGCCCUUUCUCUACGGCGGACUUCGCUGAUCGGUUGCUGGACUUCCUUGUCGAAGAUCUCCCAGAGGCUGUCCGCUGCGGCCGCGCGGCGCAGUUUGCCGAAGCCGGCCAAGUUGCUGCCUCCUUGGGGAGCAGCGAUGCGAAGGAAGUGCGAUUGGUGGCCCUCGUGUGCCGCGUCUUCAACGACGCGGACGAAGACGGCUCUGGGCUCCUCUCCGCACGGGAGUUUUCGGAGGCCUUUCAGCAGCCUCGCACGCAGGCUGCUUUGGAGGAGUUGGGUGUGGUGGUUGGCGAUAUGAAGCUGCUGUUCUUGCGGCUCGACAUAGACGACUCAGGUAGCAUCUCGCUGAAGGAGUUUGUUGACGGCCUGCUAAAGCUGCGCAGCGAGAUGAUGCUGCUGGAGAAGGGUGUCCGAGAGAUGCGCAAGGCCUUCCUGAAGAUCGAAACCCAGCACGGUUCGUCCACGGGCAUCACGAAGGAGCAGUUCCUCGAGUAUAUUCGAAUCCCUGCCAAUGCCGACGUGCUGAAGGGGGCCGGUAUCCAGGUUGAGGACAUCAACGAUUUGUGGCAGGCGGCGCAGCAGGCGCUCUCGCGUGAUGCACGCGCCGUGGACCUCUCUGCCGAAGCGCUGGUGGCGGGAUACCUGGACCUCAACCUGGAGAAAGGCCGCAUCAUUCGCGCCAUGAACUUCCUCAACUCGAUCUUCCAGGUUGCGGACAUGGAUGGCAGUGGUUCCCUUAGCAAGGCGGAGGUGGGAACUUACCUCUGCAGAAAGGAGGUAGCAGAGAAGCUUCAGUCCUUAAAGCUCUUCGUUCCAGAUUGGCUGGAGAUCUUUGAUGCAAUGGACGCCGAUGGCGAUGGCGAGUUGACCUGGGCGGAGCUGUCCACCGCCAUGCAAUGCAUCUGGACCCAGCUGGCUGGAAACGAGCCGACGAAGACAGUGGGGGAUGAGAUGGAAGCUUUAUUGGAGGAGGAUUAG
Molecule: messenger RNA, 2874 nt
Organism: Symbiodinium natans
Lineage: Eukaryota; Dinophyceae; Suessiales; Symbiodiniaceae
Source: the annotation of a GenBank genome assembly